Molecule: messenger RNA, 680 nt
Organism: Camelina sativa (false flax)
Lineage: Eukaryota; Viridiplantae; Streptophyta; Magnoliopsida; Brassicales; Brassicaceae
Source: RefSeq, a predicted model, not a curated record
GGGUUCAUUAAUUGGUUGAUGGUCCAGAAAACAAAGUCAAGUCGUGGCCCAUGUAUUUUACCAGAGGUUACAUGUUUCACACGCGUGAACGCGGGCAGACGAAAAAGAUAAUGAAUUAUGGGGUAUGUGUCCGAGGGCAAAAUUAUUCUGAAGCAUCUAUGGAGGAUGAUUUUUUUGGGACCGUUGAAAACAUAAUCGAGCUCGAGUAUCCUGGCAUUAUUAACCUAAAGAUAACACUUUUCUACUGUGACUGGUUUGACCCAACGGUUGGCAAAGGUAUCCGCAUGACAAAUGGAGGCAUCGUAGACGUGCUUCCGUCAAGAAAAUACCGAAAUUACGAACUUUUUAUUGGUUCUCAAGCUGAUCAAGUGUGUUAUCUGUCAUAUCCAUACACUAAACGACCUCGCAAAUCGUGGCUUACAGUGUGCAAAGUUAAUCCGAGGAAUGUUGUUCAAGGGAAGUUUAACGAUGAUGAUUUGGUUAUAUUGCAACAAACUGUUAUUGAGGCAACUCCGACUUUGGUUGAAGAAAUCAUCAUUGAGAGUUUAGUCGACGAGAGUCAUCAAGAUGAACCAAUCGAUUUUGAGAUAGAAGAUGGUGAAGGAGAAGACGAAUUUCAAUGUAACUUGUCAACAUCCGAAGAUGAAGAUGAAGAUGAAGAACUUGCAUAUGAAGACUAA